CCCUCCCCUUGACGCGCGUCCGACGUUUACUCCGCCACUCGCUAGAUGAGGCUGCAGCUCACUUCUUGAGCAUGAAAUCCGGGCACCUUCUUGCAGGAAAAGACGCGGGACACGAAACGCGAUCCGGCGAUACCCCGGUGGUUUCCUGGCUCCGUUAUAGCGACCUUUAACUGCGCCCGCAAGAUAAUGGCUUUCCGUACGUGCACGGUUUCUUCAGGAGAAUGACGGCGGUGUCCCUGUGAGAAUGAAAACCCCUCCUCAGCCACUAUGGUUGUAGAUAGCGCCAUGCUGGACAAGACCAGUGACAAAGGCCAACAGACUGGGCACUGCUCAGACUGUGGGUGCAGUUUCAGCCUACCACAGCCUGACCCCGACCCCGACCCCGACCCAGCCAGCACUUCAUCCCCUCCUACGCAGCAGCGUGUGCUCAAAGCAGACGAUCCAUCCAAAUGUCCAUCCUGCCGGGCGGGCAGCGGCCUCGCUAACGGUCGGCGGCCACACCGUCGCAUCCGCCUGGAGCCCCACAGCUGCAGCCUGUGCAACAAAACCUUCAUCUCCUCCGCCCACCUGACCCUUCACCUCGCCUCGCACAACAAGGAGAGGAAGUUCAGGUGCAGCACCUGCGGCAAGUACUUCCAUCAGUCCUCCCACCUGAUGGCGCACAAGAUAAUCCACAGCGGGGACAGGCCAUUUAAAUGCCCGGAGUGUGGAAAGACCUUCGGCCGUGCCUCGCAUCUGAAGACCCACCGCCGGCUCCACACGGGCGAGAAGCCCUUCAAGUGCACCUACUGCGACAAGUCGUUCACCCAGAAGGCCGGGCUCCUGGCGCACGUUCGUCUGCACACAGGGGAGCGGCCCUACAAGUGCGAGCAGUGCGGCGAGGGUUUUCGCUCUCUGUCGCUCCUGCUCUCGCACAAGGCGGAGGAGUCCUCUGGGCAGGCCAAAGCAGCGUCCGCGCCGGCACCAGCCCAGCCCCAGAAAACUCAUGGCAGCCCGGAGGAUCUGAAGUGCGGCGUCUGCUGCCGCACCUUCGUUCGAUCGUCAUACAUCCGGCUGCACAUACGCCUCAAGAAGGGCCAGCGACCCUACCACUGCCGAGUGUGCAACAAGACCUUCGUCAAGCUGGACACGUUUGUGAACCACUGCGACAAACACUUGAGGCAGAAGAAGGAUAAAAGCAAGGAAGUUAAAGUCAAAGUUGUUAAACCGCCCCUGUUUGUCCCCCUCUCCGGGCCCACUUCUCCUGAGCCCUCCCCUGCUCAGGCUUUAUCCUCCGAGGUCAACACACGCUCCAGGUCAAAAGCAAAGAGUAAAACGGAGCAAUGACCCAGAGGGGUGCAUCCACUCACACGAACAUGGUCUUUAAGUAAGAACUGUGUCGCAGCAGUUCUGCCACAGCACAUGAUAACACAUGCAGGACGGUAGUUUCAAGUCGUCAUAACAAAAAGAAAACAAAAAAACCCCACCUGAAACAGAUGAAAAGUGACAU
Messenger RNA from Xiphias gladius (swordfish), 1489 nucleotides. RefSeq names its product zinc finger protein 501-like. Gene Ontology annotation, molecular function: DNA-binding transcription factor activity, RNA polymerase II-specific; RNA polymerase II cis-regulatory region sequence-specific DNA binding. Bases 268 to 1326 code for a protein of 352 amino acids. The transcript has 2 exons. Gene Ontology annotation, cellular component: nucleus. Lineage: Eukaryota; Metazoa; Chordata; Actinopteri; Istiophoriformes; Xiphiidae. The record is from RefSeq and is a predicted model, not a curated record. Gene Ontology annotation, biological process: regulation of transcription by RNA polymerase II.